This is a messenger RNA of Menidia menidia (Atlantic silverside), 5172 nucleotides long. The record is from the annotation of a GenBank genome assembly. NCBI's taxonomy places the organism in Eukaryota, Metazoa, Chordata, Actinopteri, Atheriniformes, Atherinopsidae.
AUGGCAGAAAGAGAUGAGAAGAAUGCGGUCGUGUACCGCAGUGUCUCUUUCAAAAAGCUGGGGUCCGGGGGCGCCAGCAGGAGCGCGGACCGGCCACACAGACCAGACGAUUCAGAGGCUGCUGGCGUCGCCCUCCCCCCGGAGUCCGGCCGAGCGGACCAGUCCUCGCUGACGCGUAAUGUCAGUGUGUCCAGAAAAGUUUCCAAAAUCUCUGCCACCGCCGCGGCCGUCCUCCCGACCGCAGACCAGAAGAGAGCCUCCCCCGCUCCCGUCUCGUCCAUUUCUCCGUCUAUCCGCCAGCUGACGGAGAAGUUCAGCGGGGGCUCCGCCGGGACGCACGGAGCCUGGCCGGGAGACGGUCCCGCGGCGACGCGGUGGAGCAGCACCCUUCCCCGGGCCCGAGGCUCCAGGAGAGACGGCUCUUCGUCCCGUAAAUCCUUUCACGAGGACAGCGGCGGAGGAGGAGGAUAUUUCCAGGACAGCGACACCCCCACCGCGGAGUCUCUUUCGGACUCUAAGUUGCCGAAGUUGAACUCGGGCACCGAUUCCGUGUCGGGCUCAGACUCGGAGAGAAAAGUUGAGAGGCGGAUUUUCGUGCGUUUAUCAGCCGACGGCAACACUGGUAAGAAACGUUAUUCUCAGAGCAACGCGCGUGUCUGUGAUAGCAGAAAGACCGUGUCUGCUGACGAAGAAGACGAUGUAAACACAAAGGGGGCUUCUCCAACCUGUAAACCCCACCGAAGUUAUCUCACCAUUCACCACAGUGACUUUAUUCCCUCCCAUUCUGACAAGUGGCCUUGUGUUACCAAAAUUAGGCAACUUUUUGAUGAAAAACAAAGUCAAACUUUGCAGAGACAGAACACGGAGACUUGUGAGCAAAUACAAGCAAAGUGUAGAGGGCAUGUACAAGAACUCAGCUGCAAGGAGAGUGCUCCUCUCCCAGAUGGAAGCGAACACUGGGGUAGCAUUUCUGCUAAUCAGACCAGUGGCCUGAGUUUGCGUGACAAAUACACAGUCGGAGUACAAAGCAGAGAAAGCCACAUUACUAAAGAGACAUUUUGUGGUGGUAUGGACUAUUAUGCCCAAGCUGAUCACUUUAAAUACUCAGAUGAUGAAGACGCAGACUUGGAAACAGCCAGAGUGUCAGAAAGAAACGUUUUUAGUCAUUCCCAGAGGAUUAACUCAUCUCUAUGCAGAUCUCGCAGUCCCAGUGCUGAGGUAGAGGGAAGCCAUACGGCCUCCAGAGCCACAGGGUUGACAUCUGACCCUAACCCUGACCUUCAACCCCGUGCUACUUCGUCUUGGAGUCGAUCGGUGAGCUUAGACACCUCCUCCUGCUCCUCCUCUCUCCAGCAGCCAGCCGAGAGGGAGAGAAGGGAUAGACAGGGGGUCGGGCUGCCCAGGGAUAGUUUACAUUCCUUACAUAGCUCCUCCAGAGCGCCAGCCCCCACCACCACCUCCUCCUCCUCUGCUCCAGCUCCAGAUAAAGCCAAUACCUCCUCCUUCUCUACUGUAACUCCCUCAUCUGACAAAGGAGCCCCAAAAACAGUAAAUUCUCCCCUUAGCCCCCGCUGUAAGUUAAGCUCUGGAGACGAAGAGGAGGUGCACACCAGGAGAAGAGGAGGAGGUGGAAGUGUUCGUUUUGAGCCCUCUGCCUCUGUUACCUGCCAAGGGGUGGACAAGGGUGCUGCCGAACGUGGGGGCGGCUAUUUAUCCCGCAGCAAGAAUGGUUGGUGGGGUGCUAGGGCCAUUGGCAGGUCCUCGGGCAGUGAGGAGGACAGUCCCACUUCUUUAAGCCCCCACUGUCGAGAGGCAAUACGUCGCCGCUCACUGAGGAAGAAAAAGAGGGUGAGUGGGGCGACCACAGUAGCAGGCCGGGAUGAUUACAAUGAUCAUGAUGGUGAAUCAGAAAAUAGUGACAGUGACCCUGCUGUGACUAUGGAUCAGUCAGAGAGACAAAUGCAGGAAAAUGCUAAAGGAGAGUUCGGAGGGACAAUACCUCGCAGCCACUCAGCACGAGAACCAAGCAGCUAUAGCAACAGGACCAGGGUCCAGCACUGGGAGCGCAUCUCCUCACCCGUGAUGUCCACCACACUUCCUGGCAUAUCACGUGUGUCAAAGGUGAACAUACCAGCUUUUGUUUCCGGCCCUGGCGACUCACGCUGCAGUAGGCGAUACGCCAGUACUGAGACACUGAAAGAGGAGGACCCGUCUAGCUGUGCCAGCCGUGUGUUCUUUGGAGCUGAAGGAAGUACAGGCAGAACCGCAACCUCAUCCAUGAUGAGUAAAGCCUAUCAUGGGAAUUUUACCAUGUACCGUUCCCCUAGCUUUGGCCAUGGGGAUAACUUCUCUCGUGCCCCUGUGCUUGUGCGCUCCAAGAUCGUGCCAACAGUAACCUCCUUUUCUACCGUUCUUUGCAGAGAUGGUGGGAGAUCUUCAGGGGUUUUAGAUGGUGAGACAGUGGUAUUAAGGAAAACUGCUGGAGGGGCUCGGGUAAAUAGUAGGGAUAAAAAUCCAAUGUCCAUGUCUAACCCUGAUAUCACAUCAGAAACUAUGACCCUCUUGAGCUUUCUGAAAUCUGACUUGUCAGAUCUCAAAGUGCGCAAAACAAGUGAAGGAGACCGAUGUGGAGCAAUGGAGGGGUCCUCCACAUACAAGAGCAGCUCGGCACCUCAUGGGGGGACCCUUCCACCCUCGGGUUGUCGCCCAUCGCUCAAAGAUCUCACUGCCACUCUGCGGCGAGCAAAGUCCUUCACUUAUUCGGACAAACCAACAAGCGUGAGGCGUUACUUGACAGGGGGUACUACAAAGAGGAGCUCUUCAGAGCAACAGCUUGACUUGGAUGAUGAGAAGGGUGGGGGCAGGGUGAUAUUAUCCGAUAGGGAAGUAGAAAGUGAUGGUGGGGAUUUUAGGCUGGGGAGAGGACAACAAAUGAGGGAUUAUGGACUGGAAGAUGAUGAGGAAAUGAUGCCAACUCCAUUGCAGGAGAGGUGUGCGCAGGAAGCCAGGCAGGUAAUUCAAGAUAUCUGCCAAAUGUGUACCAGAGAAGAUGAUGAUGAUGUGAGUGUAAGGAGAAAUGAUGACAAGGAGGAAAAACAAGAAGCUGAGGGCAGUAAAGAUCAUACAAGAGGAGUGGAUGAGGCUGAGUUUGAGAACACAGAAGACAGAGAUAAACAUGAACUGAGGAGAGAGAACAGGGAGAGGGAGAGGAGUGGACAAAGUAUGCAGCUGGAGGAGCUUAACGGCAGGAGCACAGAGUGUUUGGAGAACUCAAAGAGACAGAGCAAAGAACUGGAGAGUGCUUUACUGAAGGGUGACUCAGAGGAAAGCAUGCUCUAUGACCGCACCGUGGAUGAGCUUUCAGGCCACGAGUCAAGUUUAACAGAUGAGGGGAUUGUGACGGAGCCAGAGAUGGGUCCCAGUGACCUCUCAGAGAGGUUGUUCUUGGGAUCAGCUGGGGUGAAUUUAGGGUCAAGAGCAGCAAGGCAUGUGCUUUGCCAGCCUGUUACCGCAUGGAAGCAGCCGGCUCCCCAUGAGGUUGAGGGAUUCAAGGACGAGGGAGAAAAGAGGACAGAGAGUAGCUUGAGUUGUACAGACUUUUCAAAUGAAGCCAGUAUUCCUGGCUCAUUGGGUCUUUCUGUAUGUAUGGCUGAGACUGACAACCAUUCCAUGGAGAUGACCUCUGCUGCCUGUAUUAACAAUGUCAACACUACCAGUGAGGGGAUCCACACCAACAGCGCUGUGUCACAGGGGUCAGCGGCCACUGCGGGAGGAGGAGGAUUUGAAACGCCUGCGACCCCAAGUGCUCUCCGUCGGAGGCGCAAGUUUUCCCCCUCUGGGAACAACAACACAGGCUCUGAUUCCAGUAAUGGCAGCCAUGCAGAGCCAUCAGCAGCAGCUGUAGGAACAGGGGAGUCCACAGUCUACCGUUCUCUCAGUGACCCUAUGCCUCAGCGCCGCUGCUCCGUAACAGAAGAGGGGAACAACAAUUUUUCAUCCGUAGACAGCAACCUUCUCGGCUCCCUGUCUGUCAAAGGAGGAGGGGGAGGUGCUUUAGAGGGCUCUGGUGCAGCUGCGUUAUCAGAAUACAAGGGCAGCGUAGCCAGUGACUUGUCAGUGUGCAGUGAUGUUGGGCUCCGUGAUGAUGGCAUUCGGGAUUACAGUGGAGUUAUCAGAAACAUUGUAGCUGAACCAGGUGCAAUGGACCGACUGAUGACAGAUGACCACGGCAAUGGCAAGGCACCCAAAAAGAAGUCUUUCAGUGACCCUAGUCGCCGUAGCGAUGACCCUUCACUUUCCCAUAAUGACCCUCAGUUCAGAGGGCAAAGUAGCAGCUCUCAGCCAAUCAGUGAACUGGAUCAAUCUGGACAGAUUCCACCUUCAAGCAGUGAGCCAAUCCUGAGUGAGCAGAGAGAGGAGCGGUGGGAACCAGAAACUAAGCCCACACCGCUGCAUCAAGUCAAGAUGGCUCGCUCCCUUUCAGAGGGCACCAGUCACUCUGAUAAUCAUGAUGAUGAAGGCAAUGAUGCAAAUGACCAGGAUGGAGAGGAGGAGGUGCAGAAAUUCAACUUUGACCUCAAGCUUGCUGGCGUUCUUACCCCUAGAAUAAUCCGUCGGCCCACGAGAAAACGUCCCAACAGAAUGACUUUUUUCCCUCACGAGGACCCAUUUGAACCCCUGGAGCUGGGGUCAGAGAACCAGGAGCAGCACAGCGGCCAAACCAAGCUCACUUCUUCUCCUCCAGCUCCUUCAUCACAAGUCAAACCCAAAAUAACGCCCAAGCAUGUCCGCCACGCCAGUGAGCCGGCCACCUUCAUCCCCAUCUCCCCACCUCCACAACUUCAACCCCUGAAGGAAGCCGAGUGCCUGGCUGUCGGAUCCGUUGGUGGACCUCCAACUAUGAGUAAGCCUCCAGGAGACGAGGCCCCUUCUCUGGAAGAUGUGACACAAAAAUACAUUCUGGAACUGAGCACCUCUGAGAGAGACACCGAGGCCCAAGGGGUGCGAGAUGGUGUCCAAGGUUCAUCUUCAGAGGGUCCUGGGCAGACCAGCACCAGUGGACUUACAGAGCCUGCAGCUCAGAGGAAGGGCACCGAAGACGCAGCAUCUGCCUCUGCUCCACCGAGAGCCAAACCCAGAGUGGUGAGUUCACAGUUUUUGUUCUUUUUAUAA